This is a messenger RNA of Ilex paraguariensis (yerba mate), 1584 nucleotides long. Lineage: Eukaryota; Viridiplantae; Streptophyta; Magnoliopsida; Aquifoliales; Aquifoliaceae. The record is from the annotation of a GenBank genome assembly.
CGCGUCAAUUCUGUCUGUUUCUCUCUCCAAAAAUUUCUAUCUUUUAAUGCACGUUUAUACGAGUACAUACAUGCAUACAACCCAUUUGGGCAAAUAAGGCAUCGAUUGGUAUAAUCAAAUUGCAUAAACUUUUGUGAAAUUUUGUUUGAAACCCAUCUGUUCUUUGGAUCUUCAGUUUGAGAAGAAGUAGUAUUGGAUAUGGAAUCGGAAUCUCAGAGAAAGAGCUUCUGUAGUGUGGGAGAUAUGUAUGGACUGGUGAUUGCUCCAAAGGAACUUCAUUUUGAGCUCGUUAAGGACAAUAGUUUCCGGCUUCGGUUCCGCGUGCUUGAUGAUCUCGGAGAAGCCAUGAAAGAUUUUUUGAGGACCAAAGAAGUUGGGGAGUUUUGUAGUGGUGCUUUGUCGGGGGCUAUGACCAAAGCCAUUCUUGCUCCUCUUGAAACCAUCAGGACACGAAUGGUGGUUGGUGUUGGGUCCAAAAACAUUUGUGGUAGUUUCUUUGAGGUCGUUGAACAGCAGGGUUGGCAAGGGUUGUGGGCUGGCAAUACAAUCAACAUGCUCCGUAUUAUUCCUACCCAGGCAAUUGAGUUUGGAACAUUUGAGUGUGUCAAGCGAACAAUGACUUCAGCACAAGAGAAAUGGAAUCAAACCAAAUGCCCCGAGGUGCAGAUUGGUCAUGUCAGUCUGAAGUUUUCUCUCUCCUGGCUCUCUCCAGUUGCUGUGGCUGGUGCGGCUGCUGGAAUUGUUAGCACACUUGCUUGUCAUCCUCUUGAAGUCUUAAAGGAUCGGUUGACUGUGAGUCCCGAGGCUUACCCUACACUAACCAUUGCAAUUAGUAAGAUUUACAAGGAGGGUGGAAUCGGUGGUCUCUAUGCUGGACUUACACCUACAUUGAUCGGCAUGCUACCAUACAGCACAUGCUACUAUUUCAUGUACGAGACAUUAAAGAAAUCUUACUGCCAGGGGAAGAAGAAGGAAUUUUUGAACCGUGCAGAGAUGCUCCUGGUUGGAGCUCUUUCAGGUUUGACGGCAAGCACAAUUAGUUAUCCAUUGGAGGUGGCCAGAAAACGGCUGAUGGUAGGAGCUCUGCAAGGCAAAUGCCCACCUCACAUGGCAGCCGCACUUUCGGAAGUCAUUAGGGAGCAAGGUUUAAUGGGACUUUACAGAGGGUGGGGUGCCAGUUGUUUAAAAGUGAUGCCAUCUUCUGGCAUCACCUGGAUGUUUUAUGAAGCUUGGAAAGACAUUCUGCUGGUGGAUAGACAUCAUUUAUAGUUGUCUUGCAGAAUCCGAUGCGACUCCCUUGCUGUUGGUGGGAGGUAAAUAUCAGCACUCGGCUUGUGCUCAGUCCGGGAGAGAGAUAGCUGUUGUUGGCUUUCUGUUCUAAUUUGUAUUUAGCAUCAGUGUUGGCGAAGACAGACUCAUGUAGACAACCUCAAAUGAUUGGGAUAUAAAGUUUGGUUUGGUUUAGUAUCAGUGUUAGUGCCCAUUUUUAAUUGUGCCAACAGAAUUUUCUGAUCAAGGAAAAAAGUUGUUUCCCUACAUGUAUGACUGAAUGCUGGUGGGUCUAGUAAGUUUCUAUUCGGUUAU